Molecule: messenger RNA, 11531 nt
Organism: Prinia subflava (tawny-flanked prinia)
Lineage: Eukaryota; Metazoa; Chordata; Aves; Passeriformes; Cisticolidae
Gene: SLC1A2
Product: solute carrier family 1 member 2
Exons: 11
Coding region: 845-2563 (572 amino acids)
Biological process (GO): L-aspartate transmembrane transport; L-glutamate import across plasma membrane
Cellular component (GO): plasma membrane
Molecular function (GO): glutamate:sodium symporter activity; L-glutamate transmembrane transporter activity; neutral L-amino acid transmembrane transporter activity
Source: RefSeq, a predicted model, not a curated record
CCGGGAGGCUGCUGCCGCCUCGGCGCGGCGGGGCAGGUGCCGCGGCUGCGGGGGCGCAGCCCCUCGGCCGGGCUGCGGGACUCCGCUGCCGCCCGAACGCCGGCCCGCUCGCCGGGACACGUGCGGUGCGCGGCGGCAGCCGGACACCCCGAGCGGGGCUGUGUGUGUGUGUGUGUGUCUGUGGGAUCGCGCCUUCCCGCGGCUCCCGGCCGGCUCCCCGGAGUCCCGAGCGUGCCUCGGGAGGCGGUGGCGGCCGCGGCGAACGGGGCAGGUCGCGGUCGGCGGCGCCCGGCCCUCCCCCUGCGAGGGGCUCGCCGCCCCCCCCGCCGCUGCCAAGGAGCUGUUGGGGGGGAUUUAUAGGAGUAACAACGGCUCGUGAUGUCAGCCCGUGCCUAAAAUAGAGAGGGAUUGACUGCAAAUCCACGGCUCGAGGGCUAAACCUUCCAAUCCAGCCUCAGCCAGCGCCGCGCCGAUGUGAAGUCGCCCCCCAGCUCUCGCACACAGCCGCGCACACACGCACACGCUCCCCGCGGCGAGGGGAGGGCGCCGGGGAUCGCAGCCCAGGUGCCAGCGCCUCCUCGCCCCGCCGGCCACUGCUGGGCGGCCGCGGCGCAGCAGCGCCGGUCCCGGGACACCGAGAGCCUGCUCUGGGACGGCGGGGUGGGGGAGAGCCGAGGAGCGGAGCUGCCGGAUCCUCGCCCUGCGGAGCCCCCAGGAUUACAAGGAAUUGCGUGCUCCUUCCCAGACGUGAGCGAGGGUUAUACCAAAGAGCCAACCUCCUUCGCGCCUUGCUGUCCAAAUUAAUCCCUUGGACCCUUGAGAAGACAGGGGGUUUUUCGGAACCAUGGCAUCGACAGAAGGUGCCAACAAUAUGCCUAAGCAAGUAGAAGUCCGGAUGCAUGAAAGUCAUUUAAAUCCAGUGGAGCACAGAUCCAGGAACAUAUGUGUGCAGUUCUGCCAGUCCCUCCACAGGAAUCUGCUCCUGACUCUUACUGUGUUUGGUGUUAUCCUGGGUGCAGUGUGUGGGGGUCUUCUUCGUCUAGCAACACCUAUUGACCCUGACAUCAUCAUGUUAAUAGCCUUCCCGGGAGAUAUACUUAUGAGGAUGCUAAAGAUGCUGAUCCUCCCUUUAAUCAUUUCCAGUUUAAUCACAGGACUGUCUGGAUUAGAUGCUAAAGCAAGUGGCCGCCUGGGGACAAGAGCCAUGGUCUACUACAUGUCCACCACGAUUAUUGCUGCUGUGCUGGGUGUGAUUCUGGUUUUAGCCAUCCAUCCAGGGAAUCCAAAACUCAAGAAACAGCUUGGUCAAGGGAAGAAGAAUGAUGAAGUAUCUAGUCUGGAUGCCUUCUUGGAUUUGAUCCGGAACUUGUUCCCUGAAAAUCUGGUUCAAGCCUGCUUUCAGCAGAUCCAAACUGUCACCAAGAAAGUGCUGGUGCCACUACCUGUUGAAGAGCCACCUAAUGUCACUGAUUCUGCUAUUGCUCUGGUGAAUGAGACAGCACCACCUGAAGCCCAAAUGGUCAUUAAGAAGGGACUUGAAUUUAAGGAUGGCAUGAAUGUCCUGGGUUUGAUAGGAUUCUUUAUUGCUUUUGGCAUUGCUAUGGGAAAAAUGGGAGAUCAGGCCAAGAUGAUGGUGGAUUUCUUCAACAUCCUGAAUGAGAUUGUAAUGAAGUUAGUAACCAUGAUCAUGUGGUAUUCCCCCUUGGGUAUUGCGUGCCUCAUCUGUGGGAAAAUCAUUGCAAUCAAGGACUUAGAAGUAGUUGCAAGACAACUUGGCAUGUACAUGGUCACUGUGAUUGUGGGUCUUGUCAUCCAUGGAGGGAUCUUCCUGCCUCUUCUCUACUUUGUGAUAACAAGAAAAAGUCCAUUUUCAUUCCUUGCUGGGAUUUUCCAGGCAUGGAUCACAGCAUUAGGCACAGCUUCCAGUGCUGGAACAUUACCCGUCACGUUCCGGUGUCUUGAAGAAAAUCUUGGCAUUGAUAAGCGUGUAACAAGGUUUGUUCUUCCUGUUGGAGCAACUAUUAACAUGGAUGGAACUGCCCUUUAUGAAGCCGUGGCUGCCAUCUUCAUAGCACAGAUGAAUGGAAUUGACCUGGAUGGAGGCCAGAUAGUUACUGUGAGUUUGACCGCCACCCUUGCAAGUGUUGGAGCUGCCAGCAUUCCCAGCGCGGGGCUUGUCACUAUGCUGCUGAUCCUGACUGCAGUGGGUCUCCCCACCCAGGACAUCAGUCUGCUUGUUGCUGUUGACUGGCUUUUGGACCGGAUGAGAACGUCAGUCAAUGUGGUGGGAGAUUCUUUUGGUGCCGGCAUUGUCUACCACCUUUCCAAGGCAGAACUUGACACCAUUGAUUCCCAUCAUAAAGGCCAUGAAGACAUUGAAAUGACCAAGACUGCGUCAAUCUAUGACGACAUGAAAAAUCAUAGGGAAAACAACUCAAACCAAUGUGUUUUUGCAGCUCACAACUCAGUCAUGGUAGAUGAGUGCAAGGUAACACUGGCAACCAAUGGCAAAUCUGCAGACUUCAAUGUUGUUGAAGAAGAGCCUUGGAAACGUGAAAACUAAGUGAAGAGAUUCCUAACUGCAUCUUUAAUAAGUCCUGAAGCUAUCUUGUGGCAGAAGAUACCAUGAUUAAAAAGAUUUUUCUUUUUUUUUUUUUUUUUUCUAUUUAACAUCUACAGUUUCUGCUUAAUUUUGUAACUGAAACUUAGCAAAGAUCUCAUCAAGUCAUUGUAGUGUCUUUGCCAAGCAAUGAUCCAUAGCCAUCUGUCUCCCUUGUGUUACUGUUUGGAUGAUGCACCUGGAGAAUGCUCCAUGCAGUGCAAUGUGCUCUCGCCCACUUCCCCUUUCAUUCAAGACACAGAGAAUGUAAAUGCUGCAAAAUGGGAAGAUCAAAGUGCCAGUACAGUUCACUACAGGGACUCAGGGUCACAGAUACAAGAGAAACAUAACACCACGUAAGCCUUCAAGUGUUUUGGUGACUCUUGUGGCAUACCUGAUCUGUUUAUCACUGUAUGGCUAAAAUACCUUUUGAAAACAUCCAUGAAGAUUUCUAUUUGUUUUGAUAAUAACAAGCACUGUACUUUUGUGCCUAGUUGUACUUUAAACUGAACUUAGAUCCAGGGGCAGGAUUAAUGCACAGAAGUCAAUAAAUGAUCCCAGACAUUUUGUUAGAUCAGUACAACUAAAACUUAACAUCAAGAGAAGACCUUCGAUUUAUGUGCAUGCAGUGUGUUUUUAUCAGAUGUCCCAGGGCAGAUGCAGCCUUUAUUUUAUGCUGAGGCUGUGCUGCUUUGUGACCACAAUGCACCAUACAAUACAAGGCAUACAUAGUAUACAAGUAUUAUACAAGUAUAAUACAGGGGUGGUAGUUCCUUUGCUAAAUCUAUGGCUGAUGUGCAAAGUACAGAAAACCAUGGACUCAGUUGUGCCAUUUUUAAUCAAAGUAGGUGGUACCUUACUAUUCACCCUGCUCCAGUGAUGUCAGAGGUGUUUCUCACAUGGAUGGGAUACUCAAGCAAGGUACUACUAAGAUUGAUUAAGUAUGUCAUGACUGGGUACUUGAUAAUGAGCUACAAAUGAAUUCGGAAUCCAUUACUCUUACACAAUUUUUGAAUGUGAUCAUCAGUAGCAUUUGCUUUGAAGCGAAAGCCAUCUUAUGUUAUGUUUCAGAGAGUGGCUAAAUCCUGAAUUCGUUGCUAUACCAAAUUCCUUACAAGGUUACGAGAAUUUGCCUAGGAUUAGGACUGAAUGCAAUUGACACCAGAAUUUCAGGGUUUAGGCCAGUAUGCUGAAUUUACAUCUCUGUCUCUUUUGCAGAGUAAUAAGUAUAUAACUCCCUAAUGUCAGAGAAACGUUUCUUUGAGCGCACGGUAUCUGAAUUAAUGAGAUAGUGUUUGGUCAACACACUAUAUCUGACUCAACCUGUCAGAAGAAAUUCCAGUGAGAAUAAACACCUUGUGAUUUUUUUUAAAAGGUGCUUGUUAAUAUUUAGCAAUUUUAAGAUACUGAUGAAUACCAUUAUACUGUUAGCAAUGUUCCAUAGCAAAGCUGAGCCACAUGACCUUGGAAGCUUCUACUCACAGAACAAGCUUUGUGCAGUUUUGGGGGCAACUCUCAGAAGUUUUCAGAAUGAAUCAGAAUAUGAGCAUAUGGUGAACUUAAAAAUGGCAAGAAACAGAGUUCAAACAUUUAUGGAAAUAGGCCAUUCAGUGUCUGUGCUCAGACCUGUCAUGGGUUUAAAGGGGAAUAAUGUGUUUAACUGUAGAGUGUUAUUUGGCUCUGUAGAAGCUAUUAAAGUAGAAAUAUAAUCUGCUUUUGUUCAUCUGCACUCAUAUAAAUAUCUCUGAAACUGCACACGGACCUAAGCCAGCCAAGGCUACUUGCAUGAUUAAUGAUGUGCAAGAUUAAGUCCAUUGUCAGAGUAUCCCUCAUUUAAGCAUUUACCGUGGAAUAUUUUUCUUACCACUGUAUUUUUGUCAUCACUUGAAUGCCAUGGCCAAGCAAAUCCUAAGCAGAAUGGCCUAUAUAAUUUAACCAAUAUUGAACCACUGUGAAUUCUGUAGGCCUCUAACAUGUAUUAGAGGGAGAGGCCUUUUCCAAAGGCUUCCUGAAGGAUCGUGAGGAUUUAAUUUUUUUUUUUUUUUGUGAAGGAUGGAGGUUAUUCAGAAAAGUGGCAGGCAGGUUGUGUUUUCUUUUCUUCAGUCGUUGCUAUUAGCAUAUCCAGAGUUAACCUCUGUCUUUCUAUUGCUUCCCAAGUAGCAUUCACUGGGUUAUGUGCCAGAAAUGUGCUGGGAUGGUGUGUAGGUACUGUAAAAUGUUCCCUGCUGUGAGGGUGCUGGCUCUCAUCAAGUGAAAUUUGCUGUCACUCGAGUGGUAGUUAUAUCCAAGAAUAACUCACAGCAUUUACCCCAAUUUAUAUCCAGCGUUCUUGAGCUGUUUCAUGGCACUGCUCACUCAUUAACAGAGGAUUUUUCUGCCUCUUUACCACAGCAGUUUUUUAGGAGCAGCCACACUGAUUGCUUGCAUUGAAAGUAGCUUUAGAAUACUAAAAUAUGGUCCAUAUACUUUUAGCUGUCAUUUGAAACUGUUCAGCAGUUGGAAACAAACAGGAAUGUCAGCAACAUGUGACUAGGCAGCUCCACAAAAUUACAUAUUGAGAAACACUUAGAAUAUGCUUACAGUUAUCCACUUGGGAUGCAAUGUCCUUUGAAGAGUGCUUCUUUGGAUGUAGACUAGGGAAGGAAGGAAUGCAGUGCUAGAGAAACCCCACCCACAAAUGGGAGAAUAAAUUUGGAUCUUUUGAUAGGAUUAGAAUAGCAGACUGUGAUUUUAAAGUGGUAAUUCUGUAGAUACAGUAACUCAGGGAUUUUUCAAAAUAUAAUUAUGAUGGUAUUUCUCUAUUUAAAUGUGGAUGUGGGAGAAGGAGAAAUGUUGGGUUUCGUAUAUUCCUCUGCUUGUAGCCUGACUGAAUAUUUAAUAUAGUGUUAUUCCAGUGCAGCACUGUAUUAAAUCAUCAAAAAACUUUCCAUUUCUGUGGGAAAAUGUAACUCAUUCUUGGCUUUCAUUUCAUGAUUUGCUCAUUCCACGAGGCCGGGUUGCUACUUAACUAAAUAAACAGAAAAUAACCCAGGGACCAUCCACUUCAGCUAAUCCAAGGUCCACGUUUCAGCAGGCAGUGCUGGAAAGGCCAGCCUCCUUUUGCUUACACUAGGAGUCUCAAUGCAUUAAUUUGCAUCUGGCAAUUUUUUGUGUCUGCUCACAGUGCUGGGGUGGCAGAGUUAAAGAAGAAGCUCAGUGAAAAGUCAUUUGGUUUCUGUGUAGUUCAUAUUAACAUUGUUUUCUGCAGUUGGUGUUCUGUCAGUUCCCCCCACCUUUGUCUGUGCAACUGUGAUAUCCUUUGGCCUUUGGAUUGCUGGCAGCACAUUGGCACAUGGAAAAGUCUAGAGCAGGCAAGGACUCAGUUCCUUGCCUACAUGCUUAAGCAUUUGCUUUAUGCAUUUGCUGCUGAAGCUGGGUCAGCAUUCUCAUAGUGUCUGUUCACUGAAAGUAAAGCACACUGUAUGUUGGAACUGCAGGAGAGGUGGAGCACUUUGCCACUUGAAUUGUUUCUUCAUUGCUUCCUUUGGAAAACAAUGGCUGCACCGACUUUUUAAGAAAUAUGUGUGGGUCUUACACACAAAGAUUCUUCAAAUAGGUAGGGCAAAAGCACUUGGUCCUAUUACGAUAUGUGCUCUUUCCAUUUGAAUUGGUGAGAAACUCAGUAUGUCUUUGAAAAACUGUUUGCAGAAGUAAAAACCAUGCCUGCAAUGCUUUGGCUACGUGAAAGCCCCAUUGAAAUCUGUGGGAGUCACAAUGUUCCAGGAAAAGUCAAGUCUCUUCUUGGCUCUGUUAAGUUAUAAGACAUUUCACAAUCCCAUUCUAGGGAAUAGUCUUUGUCUGCUAUUUAUAAUGAAGUUGAUUCUCACAUCCAAAAUAUUUCUGCCAAGAUACUUCUUUUAUAUCUAAUUGUUUCAGUGCUACAAGUCCAGCACUGAAUUUAAACUCAGCACAAAAAUAAGGAUCCCUCUCGUUACAGAUUUUUCCCAUAUUUUUUCUGAGAUAUAGCUGAUCUCCAUGUCUUUCUCAAAACACAUGGAAUUCCAGAUUUUAUGCCACUUUUAAAAGAAGGAGUAAUAUAGAUUUCUAACUUGUUUUUCACCACUCCCAGGGUCACUAGUUUUCCAGCAGUAGACACACAGACGAGUAGACUGUUCAUCUGAGAAGCUGAGGUAUCAGCAUGUGAACAAAUUUAUUCUGGUGACUUGCCUGGAUUUUCUUUGCUUCCUUGCCUUCACUUGUGUUAUUGCAGCCUUGUUGUAGCAACACAGCAGCAGUCGCACAAAUCCCAGUAACUGUAGGCAAUAUUAAACCUUCCCUCUAACAUUCACUUCUCUCUUAAAAUCUCUUAAAAUAUUUUUAAAAAGGCUCUGAGCUUUAGUACCUGGCUCAGAAGAAUCCUUUUGUGGAGAUGUAAAGGUAUAACUGUUUUGCAUCUCUGCAAUUUCCAUUCAGCUCUUUUGAUUGCUGCAUUUGAAUUAAUUUACAGAAGGAUAAAUAAGGGCACUUUAUAAAAAUGUACUGUAAUAUUAUUCUGUUAUGAGCCUGAAGACUAUCUUGAUUUUAUUACUGUGACUUUUAAGGCCACGGUUAAGAUAUUUUUCAUAUUAGCCAUUAUGAUAGGUAUAUAGUCCAUUGGGACAGUUCACCUCAGCUAUAAUUCACCAUAUCAGAUUAUGUAGAAGUUCCUGUUCCCAGCAGAAAGCAUUCUUGGAAAGAUGAGUUGUUUUCUUCUCUCAAAUAAUAUUGGUGACUUUGAAGGGAAAAUAUUUACCGUUAUCUUAUCAGGUCUAAAGUAGUAAAUAGUCAAGUAAAUAGUCAAGUAAAUUAAUUGUUCAGCUUAGCCAAGCUGUUUUUGAAAAUGUGUUCUUGCUCAUGAUUUAGUGCAUAUUCCUUCCAAAGUCAUCGAUCUUUCUUUCCCCAUGGGCACCAAGGCUGUGUCUCCCCCCAGACUGCGCACAGACUUGAGGCAGGGCUCCUGGUAAAGCCCCCUGGAGCAGUGCCUGGUACAGGCCCUACAGUGGGUGCCUCCCUCAGUUUUUCCUCCUGGCCAUACUUUAUGUCCGAUGGAAAUGUGCUCUGAGUGCUGCUGAUGCCCAGGUGCUGGUAAUUCUUUUACUUCUCUUUUGAGUGGCCUCCCUGGCACAAGGUUUUUGGAGCUGUCCCUCACAGGUGCCCACCAUCCCGGAGACAUCUUCCCCUGUUUAGGGAAAACCCAGCGACUCCCCACUAACAGGCUGAUACAAAAGUAACAGAUAAAGUGGUUGUGCAGUUGCAACUACGAGUCUUACAAAAAAGCCAGGUUCCAAAUAUUGGAAAAGCCUAGAGCACAUGAUUGAGCCACUGAGUAGGUCUCUACUAGUCCAGGAUGGAAAUAACCAACAGCCUAAUGCAAGAUUUGGGGAGACAAGAAGACUUGUGAAGUUUCUUACUUCACCCAACCUUUGAUCCCCGUUCAUUUCUAACUCCAUCUUGCUGCAGAGCCAAUGCUGAUCAAUGCUAGAGCAUCCAGUCCUUCUAGUCUGCUACUCAACAUUCAGGAGUCCUGCAACUGUUUUUAAAGAUGCUCUGUGACACACACCAUUGCACAAAGGGAGGCUGUCAUAGGCAGCAUCACACAACCUGGAUUGUCUGGUACCUGUAUAUUGCUUUGUACAUAAAUAGUGUAGUCUGCUGGAAUUUUUGUAUCAUUCUUUUCCAUUCCUUUUUCUACAGUUUUUCAAAGACUGUAUGCAAACUGUGCUUGCAUAUUGAUUUUGCAGUCAGUAUUGUAGAUUAUAGCAUUUCCAUGUUGGCGUUUCUUAUGGACUUGUGAGUUCUUGUGUACUACAGGUUGUCCUUCCUACUUAAAGACAACUGCAUACACUUCCAUCCAAUAUAUCCUGCUCCUUUCUUAAAUAUAUCUUAUUUCCUAUGAUCUAGUAUGAACUCUUGCUUGUAGAAUGCAUCAGAAAAAGCUGAACGUGUAUUUAUAGUGUUAAAUAUUGUGUGCUCAACACUGAUUUAGUGAAGAAUAGUACAGGUUUUAGGAGUUUGUACUUGUUCUCUGGAAACUACAGUGUAGACUGAAUUAAAUUACCUAGUAUCUGUAAUUUACAGACACACAAAUAUUUUCUUAGAAUGUUUUCUAUGGGAUCAUAUAAGGUAGGGAAAUAAUACUUUAAAGGUGAUCAAUACCUUAGAGCAAAACCAGUUUUCUUAUGACAUUUAGGAUCAACAAAAUAUUUUUUUGUUGUGUUUGGUGAUGAAUUAUAGACAAAGCACAAAAUGCAAAAAGCCAAUAGGAAUUUCAAGAUGUCCUUAAAUGCUGCAGUCCGUCAUGGAACAAUACUAUAAUAAUCUGAGCAAUCUUUUAGAUUGACUGUCUUGGGCGAUCGUCCCUCACUUUUGUAAUUUUUCCUGAUGUUACCUUUGCCAAAUCCUGCAGUUCUUCCUUAGGACCUGUUAAUGUAUAACUGACUGGAUGCAGUUUGUAGGAAACAGAUCUGGGUAGGCAAAAAAGUGUGUUGUAAGGUACCCCAUCCAUCUUGCUACAAUACGGUGUGUGUGAGUUCAGCCUGUGGAAAAAGUUCAGGAUUUUGCCACCUAAUUUUGCCUUGUUGAAAAAGGACCAACAGAACCACCAUGGGACCAAUGUAAUUGGGUAGCAUCCGUACAAAUACCUCCUGUUUUCUUAAGUAUUUUUAAGAGAAUAACCACUAUAUUUUUCGACCCAAAUGACAGUUACUUCUCAUUUUGGUAAUUUCUUCCCAUUAGGCAAAUACCUGUUGGCAUUAAGGCCGUAGCUGUAAUAAUUUCAACUUAAUUAAUAAGGAACUGUUUUUAGAGGAAUAAAAAUAAUAUAAAUAUUCGUAACAGCUAUAUAACAAACAAACAAAAAAUCUUCUAUGGCCUACUAGCUCUUUGACUAUAACUCAAAACAAAGAAAACAUGGAAUAGGAAGGACUGCUGUCCCAGUGUGACUGAUACUGGAUAUCUCUUCAACUAUUCAGAAAUCCGUGGGGCCAUGUUAUUCUGCUGAGGUUUUGGAGCCUAAGUUUCUAGUAGAUAUAUAUAUGUAGGAAGUGUGUUGAUAUACCCUUGUAUUUUGAUCUAUAUUGUAUUUUAAAUCAGAUGUAACAGGUAUUAACUUAAUAGGAAUUACAGGUAGAAUAGUGCUGACUUACUAAUAGCUGUAGAACCUUAUUGAUACCAGUUUUGACAUUUUGUUGAAGCAUGAUGUCCAGUGCCUCUCUGCACUUAGUGUAGAUAAUGUAGCUAUCAAUAUGUAAUUUCAGUGAAAUGGUGUAUACAGUAUGUGUAACUUUAAAUUAAUUUAAUUGGUUUCUGUGUGUUGAGGCAUACUAGAAAAUUAGACUGUGUUUUAAAAUUUUGUUCUGAAUUCUGUUUUUCAUUUGUAUCUGGGUUUGUUUCUUUUUGACCGUUCAACUGAUUAGGUUCCUCAGUUUAGUAACUACUUUAUCUUGUCUCUUAUGGAGUACCCAGUUUUAAUAACAUUCAGAAUCAUGUAUGAAGCCAGCUCAUUGUAAAUAUGUUAAUUUUCGUUUCCAACUAGCCAACCAAUGUGGUGUGUGUUAGAAGCUGCAUGUGUGUAGUUCCUGGCAGUGAGUGAAAGUGAUCCCAACAUAAAUUUCCUGCCUGGUGAAUACACUUGUUAUGACAUAAAGAAUUAAUGUUCACCUGGAAUGAUAGGUUUCUGUUUUAUUCUUGUUUGCUUGAAAUGUUUGGACUCUUUAUCACCAGAAGUUUAGUAAGUCACCAUUUAAAUUGGCACACUGAAUGAGGGGAAGUCCAUCUAAGUGCAUUCCUGUUGGAUGCCUGGGCUGCUUUUGGCUCUGGGCAUCAUUCAGCCCUUAGUCAGUCACCUCAUGGCAUCACAGGAUCUCUCUGAGUCACUUCCAGUUACUCCUUGACCACAGAUGCCAGGAAAGCAGCGCAGUCCCAGGGCUGUGACUGGGCAAGCCUGCAGGCAGCAAGGGGCUGCUGUUCCCUCCAGAGUGCCUGAGAAGUCUGAGCAGGAAUCUCCACUUCAUCCCCUUAGCAGGAACAGUCUCUGAGAAAGAUGGAUACACUCAUGGGCAAAGGGGCACUGUUUCUUUCAUUGUUAAAAAGGGGUAUUAGCAUUUUUGGAAAAUAAAUGCCAAACUAAAUGCUUCUAAAGCUAUGUGGUUGUUGUACAGGCCUGUUAUUUACAAAUGUAUGUCUGAUGAUAAAAGGAGACAGAUCAACUACACAGUCAGUGGCAAAAAUCUUCUGAAAUCAGAGCUACAGUUCAGAUGUAUGAGAAAAUAGAACCUUGCAGCAACAAUAAGCUGAUUCAUUCUUAGAUACCCUGGACAUGGAUCUUAUAAAUAUAAUCAUCCCCUCUAGACAGAAAGAAAUAAAAAUUAGGCCCCAAAGCACAGAAACUAUCCUGCUUCAUGAGUCCCAUUCUGCUUCAGGAUGAAUUGCACACUCGAGUACUCUGUGCUGCCUGCUUAUCAUCCCUUGCUUCUUCUUUAAGGUGACCAGGCAUGAACUGGAAUGUUUUGCAAUGUUCUAUUGUAAAAAGGAUUAACAAGAGGGAUAAGGUUGGUCUUUACACUCAGAAAGUUCCAGAGAUUUUGAAAUGACAUACUGUACAGUAUCUAUAGCACAGUUUGUUUAAAAAUUAAUAAAUGGAGAUGAUAAAAUUUCUCCCAACCCUGGGCUCUGUUCUUGUAUAUUGUUGUUGGAAUGCCUUGUUGACUGAUUCUAUUUUUGUAGUUCAGAUCCUUUCCUCUUUACAAGGAUUGUUAGUCAUUUGCAUUUAAUGCUUUCUUACAGAGUGAACUGAUUUCUGUAACUUUCAUGUAUAAAACAAACUAGACAUUCUUUCUAUACUGGAAAUAGUCAUGAAUAUAAUAUUUCACUAAGUGUUGUACCUCUUAUGUACAUAUCAUCAAUAAAUGUUGAU